Molecule: messenger RNA, 1326 nt
Organism: Puccinia triticina
Lineage: Eukaryota; Fungi; Basidiomycota; Pucciniomycetes; Pucciniales; Pucciniaceae
Exons: 10
Coding region: 1-1326 (441 amino acids)
Biological process (GO): vacuole organization; endosomal transport
Molecular function (GO): ATP hydrolysis activity; ATP binding
Source: RefSeq, a predicted model, not a curated record
AUGUCAGGACAGAGCAAUUUCUUAGAUAGAGCAUGCGAGAUCGUUCGACAGGCUAUUGAUGAAGACGUCAAACAGAACUGGGAGGAAAGCUUGAAGCUGUACAAGAACGCCCUCGAUUACUUCCACAUGGCCUACAAAUAUGAGAAAAACCCGAAACUGAAAGAUCUCAUUCGCAGUAAGAUGGAAGAAUACCUAGACAGAGCCGAGAAACUCAAAACACACGUCCAGACACCAGACGACAAGCGUGGCCGACAAGCUGUGGGUGCUAAUGGAAAAGGUACUAAUGGCGAAGGAGGCUCCGGAGCCAACGCAGAUGGAGAUGACGCGGACACGAAAAAGCUAAGAGGAGCUCUUUCAAGUGCGAUCCUGGCGGAAACACCGAACGUCAGUUGGGACGAUGUGGCUGGGCUGGAAGGAGCGAAAGAAUCUCUGAAAGAAGCGGUGAUCUUACCCAUCAAGUUCCCCCAUCUGUUCACCGGCAAACGAACUCCGUGGAGGGGCAUUCUGAUGUAUGGUCCCCCUGGUACAGGAAAGAGCUAUCUGGCCAAGGCAGUCGCGACAGAAGCAAAGAGCACUUUCUUUUCAGUUAGCAGUAGUGAUCUGGUUAGCAAAUGGAUGGGCGAAAGUGAGCGCUUGGUCAAGCAGCUGUUUACAAUGGCCCGAGAAAACAAGCCCGCAAUCAUUUUUAUCGACGAAGUCGAUUCGCUGUGUGGGACGAGAGGCGAGGGCGAAUCGGAGGCGGCUCGGAGAAUCAAGACCGAAUUCCUGGUCCAAAUGAACGGUGUCGGGAAUGAUGCCGAGGGGGUCUUGGUCCUCGGAGCCACCAACAUCCCUUGGCAGUUAGAUAUUGCCAUCCAGCGGCGGUUCGAAAAGCGGAUAUUCAUACCCCUGCCUGAUCCGGAAGCUAGGAAGCGAAUCUUUGAACUGAACGUAGGCACAACGCCCUGCACGUUGACACAACAGGAUUAUCGUGAACUGGCAUCACAAUCGCAAGGCUACUCUGGAUCAGAUAUUGCAGUCGUCGUCCGAGACGCGCUGAUGCAACCAGUGAGGAAAGUAUUAAGUGCCACCCAUUUCAGACCCGUGAUGGUUCCGAGCACAGAAGACGCAACGAUUUCGGUCAAGAAAUUGACACCCUGUUCGCCCGGAGAUCCGUCGGCAAUCGAGAAGAGCUGGAACGAAGUCGAGGCUACAGAGCUGCUCGAGCCUGCCCUCACUCUGCCUGAUUUCCUCCGAGCUCUACGUAAUACUUCGCCAACAGUUAGAGAGGAAGAUAUCAAGCGACAUCUGGAGUUCACCAAUGAAUCUGGGGCCGAUGGGGCUUGA